AUGCGAGCAAACGAAAUAGUGGGACGUGAGGAAGGAAGUGGUAGACGAAUAAAACUUAUUCUUAGGCAUCAUUCGGUAUUUCAUCAUCAUUCCUUUUUUUCUUUUCUUCUUCAACUACAUUUCCUUCUUCUUCGUUGUUUAUUUCUUCAUUUCCCUAAUUUUUUCUCUCCUAUUUUCUUUUCCUUCUUUUUCUUCCUGUAUAAUUGUCCUUUUUUAUUUCAAUGUUUUCCUCUUUCACUCUAUUUUACGUCCCUCUUCCUCCUCCUCCUCCUCCUCCUCCUCCUCUUCUUCUUCUUCUUACCACUCCUGCUGCUGCUACUCUUCUUCUUCUUACUCCUCUCCCCGCCACUUACUUCUGCUACUGCUGCUUCUACGAGUCCGUCUCCUCCUUUUUAUCUUUAUUUUUUUCUUCUUCCUUUUAACUCUUCUUUUUCUUCUUCUAUUGCUGCUCCUCUUUUUCUACUGCACCCUUUCCCCUUUCUUUCUUCUUCUUCUUCUUCUUCUUCUUCUUCUUCUUCUUCUUCUUCUUUCCACAAUUGCUGA
Acanthosepion pharaonis is the source of this 543-nucleotide messenger RNA. The record is from the annotation of a GenBank genome assembly. NCBI's taxonomy places the organism in Eukaryota, Metazoa, Mollusca, Cephalopoda, Sepiida, Sepiidae.